Messenger RNA from Adineta ricciae, 747 nucleotides. The record is from the annotation of a GenBank genome assembly. NCBI's taxonomy places the organism in Eukaryota, Metazoa, Rotifera, Eurotatoria, Adinetida, Adinetidae.
AUGCAUACGUCUCGUGUAUUUCAACGUCUUACUGAACGUUCCGAUUCCGUGUCUUCUACGUCGUCAUGUCCAUCGACACCACCGUCGUCGAAACUUUGGUUCGAACCACCGAAUAUCGAUAUAUGUGUGAUGACAAUUGAACAUCGUGAACAAGUAUUCGAACUUGUCUUGGAUACUUUCUUUCGCGAUGAACCAUUGAACAAAUGUCUGGCUUUUGAUCUUCCAACAGAACCUAUCGAAUUUGCUGAACUCGUCAUAUCAACUGCGAUUGAAGAUCAAUGUUCAUUUGUCACUAUUGAUGUUCAAACACAAAAGAUCAUUGGUGUGAUUCUCAAUAUAAUCAAAUCUCGUUCGCAGAAUAUCGAUAAAUUUCACAUCGAGAAUUUUCGGUCGGAAAAACUACGAUUUAUUUUGAAUGUUCUCCAGCACGCUCAUGGCACGCUUGAUUUGUUCAAAGAGAUGAACGCUGAUCGUCUACUACACGUGGUUAUUAUUGCCAUCGAUGCAAAUUAUCGCGGUCUACGCCUGACGGAAAAGCUAAUUCAUGCCAGUUUAGAACGUGCUAAAACCGAAUUCCAUCUCCAAGGUGCUUUCUCAGAAGCAACAAGUCUUUAUUCGGCGAAAGCUUUUCGUAAGCAAGGUUUCCAAAUCUACAAUGAAAUCAUUUACACGAAAUACGACGCCAUUCGUCUAGCUAAUUUAGCCGGAGAACAUGAUCGCUGUCAAUUACUUGCUAAACAACUAUAA